UUGAAAUUCCCAAAAAUCAAAAUUAUCCAGUUCCUAAAACCCCUGUGUACUGGAAUUCUGCGUUUUUGAGAAAUCUUUAUCCGAUGAUGGCUUCAAUGUCUUGCACGCAGUUUCCAUUGAUGCCCAGGGUAUACAGAUGGGAAUCGAAUGGGAAUACAUUUUCGUAUAUGAACUAUACGAACAUUGUACAGAUUCAAGACCGUCGAGUAAAUAGAAAUGUAGUAACAUUAGUCUCGAAAAAGAAAUUAGCCGACUCGUUGGCUGAGGAUGUACCCGAUGGAGAACCAGCGGUUGUAGAGAAGAAGACCCGUAAAACGACUAAACGAGCACCUGCAAAAAGCAAGAAAAAGACACUGGAGAUUGUUGAUGAAGAUUCUGCUGUCGAUGGAAAUGCGAAAGAAGAGGAAAUUUCAGCCUCGACGGAAGUUCCGAAGAAAACCCAAACUAAAACUAGGAAAAGAGCUAUACCAACAUCCAAGACCUCGGAAAAAGAAGAAGAAGAAGAAGAAGCAACUCCCAAAAAGGCGACAAGGCAGAGGAAAUCCAAGAAGAAAGCUGACGUCAUCGAAGCUAACGAGACGGAAUUCAGUGAACCCGAAGAUGACAUAUUUGCCCCUACCUUUGACGAAAGCAACGAUCAUGACCUCGAGUUUGCUAUCGAAGAUGGAGAGGAUAUAAGCUACACAUACGGAUGGCCGCCCUUAGUUUGUUGCUUCGGUGCAGCUCAAAACGCAUUUGUGCCAGCUGGACGAAGAUCAAACAGACUCAUCGACUACGAAAUCCACGACCGGAAAAGGGAUGCUCUGUACGAGCCAGAGAAGUUCGUUAGGGCUCCUGGAGGAAGUUCGAGCAACGUUGCGGUGGCUCUAGCGAGCUUGGGGGGUAAAGUUGCCUUCAUGGGCAAACUCGGAGACGAUGCCUAUGGUCAUUCUUUGCUGUACUAUUUGAACAUCAACAAUGUCCAAACGAGAGCGGUGCGUAUAGAUGAGAAUAAAGUGACAGCUGUAUCUCGGAUGAAGAUUGGUAAACGGGGUGGAUUGAGGGUGGCUAGUGUGAAGCCGUGUGCAGAGGAUUGUUUGUCGAGGUCGGAGAUUAAUGUUGAUGUGUUGAGAGAGGCACAAAUGUUUUACUUCAACACAUUCAGCCUAUUAGACCGAAACACGAGAUCAACCGCGUUACAAGCUGUGAAGAUCUCCAAAAAGUUAGGAAACCUCGUUUUCUACGAUCUCAACCUGCCGCUUCCACUCUGGCAAUCGAGCGAAGAAACCAAGAAGUUCAUACAAAGCGCGUGGAAUCUAUCCGAUAUUAUCGAGGUCACCAAACAAGAGCUCGAAUUUCUCUGCGGAAUAAUACCGUCGGAAGAAUUCGACACGAGAGACAAUAAUCGAAAUAAAUUCACUCAUUAUUCACCGGAAAUUGUGUCUCAGCUCUGGCACGAAAAUCUCAAGAUUUUGUUCGUGACGAACGGAACUUCAAAGAUACAUUAUUAUACAAAGGAGUACGAUGGCUCCGUAUACGGAAUGGAGGAUGCUCCUCUCACACCGUAUACUUCCGAUAUGUCUGCAACUGGAGAUGGUGUUGUGGCAGGUAUAAUGAAAAUGCUGACGGUGCAGCCACAUCUGCUAUUGGAUAAAGGGUAUUUGGAGCGCACUAUAAAGUACGCGAUUAACUGUGGGGUCACAGACCAAUGGCUGCAGGCUCGGAAACUAGGGUACCCUCCGAAAGAAGGGAUGGAAGACGUUGAUUCUGAUCCACAUGGCAUUAAAUCGAUAACUGAAAAGCAAUACAGAACCUUAGUGCCUACUGAAAGCUGAUCGACGAACAUGAUUCAAAUUCGGUGUCGGUUUUUUUUCUUUUCCCUUCUUUUCUAGGACUAGUGUUGUGGAAGGAUGUAUGAUUGAGAUGAACGUGUAGGAAAUGGAGUCGUAUGGAGCUAUGGUGGGCUUUAGCUGCACUGUAUAGUGCCUCGAUGAUUCAUGUUUUUAUGCUGUGUUGUUUUAGAUUUGUAGUAUGUAUUAUGUAAUAGCUCUUGAAGCUAAGAAAAUUUUGAAAUGCAGAGAGAGGCAUUGCUUUUUUUUUUUUCUU
Molecule: messenger RNA, 2085 nt
Organism: Erythranthe guttata (spotted monkey flower)
Lineage: Eukaryota; Viridiplantae; Streptophyta; Magnoliopsida; Lamiales; Phrymaceae
Gene: FLN2
Product: fructokinase-like protein
Biological process (GO): plastid transcription; chloroplast organization; etioplast organization
Cellular component (GO): chloroplast nucleoid
Source: RefSeq, a predicted model, not a curated record